AUGAAUCUACUCUUGCAAUGCUGCUGCGGUGGGAGUUCAACGGACCUCUUGCAGCACGGGGAGUCGACUGCCUGCGACUAUGAUUGCCCGGGGGAUUCAGAUCAAGUGUGCGGAGGAUUCUACGCCAUGAGCGUGUAUUCCUACUCGUAG
This is a messenger RNA of Ectocarpus sp. CCAP 1310/34, 150 nucleotides long. The record is from the annotation of a GenBank genome assembly. NCBI's taxonomy places the organism in Eukaryota, Phaeophyceae, Ectocarpales, Ectocarpaceae.